Messenger RNA from Rotaria sp. Silwood1, 1185 nucleotides. Lineage: Eukaryota; Metazoa; Rotifera; Eurotatoria; Philodinida; Philodinidae. The record is from the annotation of a GenBank genome assembly.
AUGCGCAGAAUUAUAUUUGGAGGUCGAUUUGGAAAUCGUUUCGCACGUCGAUUUGCACGUAGGUUAUUGAUAAUAAUUAUGGUCGUUCUUUCUCCUUUCUUCUUGUUGCGAUUGUAUAAUUCACCUCAACACAACCUCCUUGGUUUUCGUAAUCUUAUUUUUAUUGGUCGUCGCCCACAAUCCCAUUUGCGAUGCGUUAAUGAGAUUCCUGUCAUCCAAUCCAAUCUAUCAGCAUAUGCGGUGUGUAAAUCACAAAUAUCAAAGCCAUUAGUAUGCAACAGACUUUCUGAAGGAAGAAUCCAUGUUAGUACAAAUCCUGAGAAGGUUGACUGGAUUCCUUUUGUAUCAAAUAAUUGGGGAAACUCAUUAUCGCCUUAUUGGCAAGCUCGAGGUGCAGCUUUUCUAAUGGGAAGUCCAUUUUCAUUUAGUGGAUGGAAUACUCCUACGUGGAUUGGUUUCCUUCCUGUAUCUGUUGCGCCUGUGUCUUCGAACUCAUGUGUCAAGGCUUACCCUGAACUAUUUCGCCGCAUGUGUGAUGAUCCUGGACCUGAGUGUGAUAUGGUAUAUGCACAUAAAUGUGUUGGAGCAUGGAACUAUAUUCGAAAUCAAAUACUACAAGAAACUAGAUCGGCAUUAGAACGUUGGGCUCAAUUAAACAACGAAACGAAACCCAUUUUCAAUCCUUCCGAUAUGGUGAUGUACGAUCGCUGCUCAGAAGAUAAUACCCUUUAUCAUCCUGAAUAUGCACCUAUAGGCUUUAGUGCUUUCAAAUGCAUUCCAAAAAUAGUGACAGUUUUAUAUCAUGUGUACGAUGAAGCGCAAACCACCCUUUUUUGUGACGCUCUACGUAAAGAACAAACAAAAUAUCUGAAAGCUAUACGUCCAGAUAUUGCAGUUAUACCUUCACGAGGUAGCGCAUGGAAAGAUUUUGCUAAACUCGUCUAUGCUCCCUAUGUGUUAGUUAUUUCUACUGGGUCAACGUUUGCGCUGUGGGCCACUUUGGCAAACGUUGGACAUGUAUGGAUUCCACCACUGUAUGGUGGAAUGACGCCAGAUGUUGGAAGCAACUACCAUUGGAUUAGUACGCCAAUAUUGUAUCCCUCUGUCGGAAAGAAAUUAAACUUCACAAAACCAAGAGACAUAAAUGGUGCUAACAAGCUUAUCGAGUGGCUGAGAAAUGCAUGA